UGUAAAAUUAAUAGUAAAAUAUGUCCGUAGUCAAAAAGGUCCCAAUAGGUACUUCAUUUUAACUAUCAUGGAGGAAGAACAUAAAGAGGAGAUGCCUGUAGUUGAGGAACCACAAGUUACUACAGAAGAAACUCCCACCAGUCAACAAGAGGCCACCAGUCAACAAGAGGCCCCUACAGAACUGGAAAAUGGCAAAGACUCUCCAACAGCUGAGGUUGAAAUGGCAUCAGAUGAGAAAAGUGUACAAGACUCUGAAAAAGGAGGUGAAAAAGUUGCAGAUGUAAACACUGACGCAGUAGAAGAUGCCGAUAAUAAAGAAUCCGAAGACCAAGAAGUCGAAUCUAAUGAAGCAAAGAUUGAGGAUGCACCAGCACAAGUAGCUGAAAAUGGGGAAGAUAAAGAUGGAGGUAAUGGUGAAGAAAAUGAUGGUACUACUGAAAGAAAAGAGGAAACUGAAGGUGGAGACCAAACCAGCCCAGGAGAAGAGGAAAAUGAAGAGGAUCAGGUGACAAAGACUGGGUCACAGCCUGAUCCACAACAGCAGACAGCUGAGGAAGAAGAACCCAAGUCCCCCUUACCAGAAAGCAGUACUUUUGGUGAGGGUGAAAGGCCUGAGACACCAGUUGUUGCUGUUACUGAUCCCCUGUCUAGAGAAGGUAGCCCUGUUCAAGAACCACCUCAAGCAAUUCCACCAGGAACACCUGAAAGAAUAAGAUCUCCCGUCAUAGAAGAAGAUAGAUAUGAAGAGGAGGAAGUAGAGGAAGAGGAUCAGUUGGAGCCAAGAGAAAAAAUUGUAGAACGCUAUCAAGCAGCCAUUGCAGAGCGAGAACAACUGUUGACAACCAAUAUGCAGUUUCAACACAAACUAGCCGAGUACUUCAGAAAGAAGAAAACUGAUGACCAACGUCAAGAGAUGGAUAAGAAUGUAACAGACCAGGAGCAACGCUACCUCAAAUACAUGUCCAACCUUGAAGAGUUGAGGGAACAGGAGGAAGAAGGAAGAAGGAGUGUACAGAAUCAGUUAGAAGAUUUAAGAAUUAGGAAAGACGAGAAAUUGCACCUUGUAGACGGUGAGACACACGAAUUUGCAGAGUUCAAGAAACAGACAGCACUCAUUGCCAUCAACAGCAGAACAGGGAAGCCAAUAUUACCCAAAGAUGUUGAACAAUAUUUAUUAAAUGAAGUGAAGAAAGAAGAUGAAGUUAAACAAGUACGACUUGAGAAUAUCAAGUUAAAGAAUCGAUUGAAGAAGAGGGAACAGCAACUCAAGGCCAAAGAAGAGCUUGCUGAAGGCCUGCAUCUCAUUGAUUUUGAACAGCUUAAGAUUGAAAAUCAGACAUACAAUGAAAAGAUCGAGGAGAGAAACGAGGAACUGCUGAAGCUGAGGAAAAAGAUCACAAGUACAGUGCAAGUUUUAACUCAUGUUAAGGAAAAACUACAGUUUGUCCAAGCAGAAAACCAAGUGCAGAAAGCCAAGCUGAAAGAUGUUGAAGAAUUAGUUGCUAGGAAAAGGGAUAUCUUAUCCCGUACCAAGAAAGCAAGGGACUGUUUACGGAUUGACAACCAACGUCAAAUGCAGAAGUGUGGACUUCUCGGUAACAAGCCACUACUACUUGACUUUGAGGAGAGGAAGGAUGAAGGGGAUGAUUUGAGGGCGCGCCUUGAGUAUUUAAAACGGAGACAUGCGGAGUUGACGUUGGACAGCAAUGGCCUAAAAAAGAAAAUUGAAGAAGCAAGAUCUGUGAGGAAUUAGUGUAACCGAAGCAAUGUUUUAAUGUUUGCCAGUGUUUGUCGUACAGUAUAAAUUAAAAAAAUUUCCUGUAAAUACAUAGUGUAUAGCUUUAUUGUAGGCACAUAAUAAAUUUGAUAUUUAACAAAGCGUAAAUUGGGUUCCGAAAUUCUUAUUUGCUUUGUCUACCAAUCCAAAAGUUAUUAGCCUCCCCAAAUAGGCUAUUGUCUUUACCUGUGUUCUUAUUCCAGUUGUUGGUAGUAAAUUUUUUGUUACCUUGAUAACUAAUCGUAGACUUGCCACUGGGCGCUCUCUAUGCUCCAAUGAAUUUCCGUAAAUCAACCAUCCAUUAUAUAAUUAACUUGUUCAACUCAAAUGUAAUUAAUGAUACAAAAUUUCAAACUAAGUGAGGUUCCAACUUGAUGUUGGGUUUUUACUGAUCGUUUUAAUUAUUAAUCUUUUUUGCAUUCCUGUUUCCCUUUGUAUUGUUUUAACCAUGUAAAUUUUGAUGCAAUUCAAAAUCAAAAUGUUUUAAUAAUAAACCAGAAUAAAUAAUAAAUAAAUAAAAACUAAAGUUUGGCAAGUCGGAUUAAUUUCAAACUUGGCAGAAUGCAAAAUGGUAAUAAUAUGCUAAAUAAUUUGCAUAAUUAAUAUUUCUGUUUCUACUGGUUUAAUAGUUAUGCUUGAAUUCAAAAUAACUACACAAGAGAAAAUUAUUUUUUUUUAAUAAAUUAUUUAUUAUUUGAAUUGACCACUAAUUUAUUUACACAAGAACUUUACUACAGUACUGUACUUGCAAGCAUUUUAUAGGAUUGACAAUAAUCCACACUGCGAUGUACACUACUUCCAUUUGAUGUUGAAAAUGCAUGCUAGGGAUUAUAGAGGCUAACUUCAGGGCUGGAAAAAGUGCCCAACCACACAACCCGCAUUCGGAGGCAUCACGAAUGUCCUGGAUGCAUUUUUAUGGGAAAAAAUUAAAAGAAAUAAACUGUAGUGUGCUGGAGGCAUUUUAUUGAGACAAUUGUCAUGGUUGGAGGCAAACAUUUUUUUCCCAGGCCUGACUAGUGUCCUAGGCCAUGUUAUUCUCAACCGUCAGGAGUGGAGUUGAAAACACAGUGGUUAAGAUUCUUGUUUUGAAACUGUAGGGUACUAGGUUCAAUUCCUGUUGCAGUAAUAAGAGUUUUAAAUACCCUCUCCCCCCCCCCC
Molecule: messenger RNA, 2935 nt
Organism: Anneissia japonica
Lineage: Eukaryota; Metazoa; Echinodermata; Crinoidea; Comatulida; Comatulidae
Product: coiled-coil domain-containing protein 96-like
Exons: 10
Coding region: 68-1753 (561 amino acids)
Biological process (GO): cilium assembly
Cellular component (GO): axoneme; ciliary basal body
Source: RefSeq, a predicted model, not a curated record